UGCGCGUCACAAGUGUUGUGACGUCAAAGUGUCUGCAGGUGUUGGAAGAGGCGCAGUGUUGGCGUUAGUGACGAUUAAAACGGCUUCUACGAUGGCUUCAGCUACAGAUAACCGUUAUGGACAGAAGGAGUCCUCUGACCAGAACUUUGAUUACAUGUUCAAAAUCCUGAUCAUUGGGAACAGCAGCGUUGGGAAAACCAGCUUUUUGUUUCGUUAUGCAGAUGACUCCUUCACGCCAGCGUUUGUAAGCACAGUGGGUAUCGACUUCAAGGUGAAAACCAUCUACAGGAAUGACAAGAGGAUAAAGCUGCAGAUCUGGGACACAGCAGGACAGGAGCGCUACAGAACCAUCACCACUGCCUACUACCGCGGUGCCAUGGGCUUUAUCCUCAUGUAUGACAUCACCAAUGAAGAGUCUUUCGCUGCGGUGCAGGACUGGUCCACACAGAUUAAGACAUACUCAUGGGAUAAUGCCCAGGUGCUUCUAGUGGGUAACAAGUGUGACAUGGAUGAUGAGAGGGUCGUGGCCUCUGAAAGGGGCCGGCAGCUCUCCGAGCAUCUUGGUUUUGGAUUUUUUGAGGCCAGUGCCAAGGACAACAUCAACGUUAAACAAACCUUUGAGCGACUGGUUGACAUAAUCUGUGAGAAGAUGUCGGAGAGCCUGGAUGCCGCUGAUCCCGCAGUGACAGGAGCCAAACAGGGGCCACAGCUAACGGAGCAGCCCACCGCUCCGCACCAGGACUGUGCUUGCUGAAACCCCCUCAGCUCCAUCUGCACUGCCUUGCAUUAACAUGAAAAAUAAAUUUAGGUAUUUAAAAAAAGAACAAGAAAUAUUAAACACUCAAUUUCCCUUACUGCCUCAACUAGCCACGCCCUCUAGCCCCUCCUCUACUUCACCCUUAGCCCCUCCCCCUCUCUGAACUCUUAAUGAUUUCUAAUUUUCGACAUCCCAUGCUUUGAAAUAACUUUUUCCAAUGUACAAUCCAUUGAAUUUUAAAAGGAAGCCAUAGCACCCUUCAAGGGUUUUUGAUUAAGCCUGAAAUUAUGAUUAAGCCCAUGUUAACUUUUAGAAACUUUAUGGCUAGGCCUAAGAUUACAUUUUAGCAGUGUAUGAUUAGGACCAAGUUUAGUUUCAUUUAGGCCAGGCCUAAGAAAACAUCAACACAUUUUUUUGUGUGUUUGAGCAUUUUUCAGUGUUCAAUGCAUUCAUUUCACUUCGUAUAUUAAGAUUUUUUCUGCUACUGUUGCUACCCUUAAAUUAUUUAUGAACAAAUUUAUAAAAAAAAUGGAAUGGAAAGACAUUUCUGUAUAGUUAUUCCAAAUGUGUACAUAAUAAAUACAGUGCAGUAUUUAAAUUAUACAGUUAGAGAUGCAUAUCUACAUUUUAUUUUGUAUUUUAUUUUGAAAAUGACCAAUUCAAAAAAUAUGAAGUUAGAGAAGUAAAUGAAUGCUGUUUUCAUGCUUAUUCUUAGCCGUGCUUGUCACAAACCAUUCUGGCUUAUUUGUAUCUGUGACAUAUUGUAUCUUGUUCACUGCCUUGCCUCAUAGAAUUUCAGUCCAAGAACUGAAACCCAGAUAUCAUACACAAACAUUCCUUAAUGUAAAUCUGCAUGUAAGGAAAUUAAGCCAUUUAGUCACAUAGUGUUAAGAUUCCUUUCUAACUGCUUGGUUAGGUCUAGACAAGUGUAUUUCUAAUCAAGAUCACAGUUUAAUUUGUGCCCAUGCUGUUGCUUUGGUCACUGUAGCAGCAGAAACAUACAUUUGAACUAUAGUUAAUACCAACACUACUCUUAUUAUAUGCUCUUUGCUAAGAAUUUGCCUAGCAUUUUCCAUUAAUAUUUUCUAGAUUGGUGUGUCCUGUGAAAGAUUUUGUCUGCCAUUAAUACCAGGCCUGCAACUAAAAUGCAAAAAUCAGCAUAAGUGCAAAAGAAAGCCCAUGAUGAGUAUUAACGUUUACAUGUGUAUGACCCUCUCAAAUUAUUCCUGCAUCUUUCAUUUGGUAUUCUGUCUUCCUUUAGUGAAAAUAUACUGUAAAUACAAAUGGGUCUUUGGUUUUAUGUGUGGAUUGUGUUGUAUACAUUCUGGGCUAAAAAUAUAUUACGAGAUAUAGACAGAAAAAAAAACAAAAAACAUAUAAUGUUUGUUCUUUACCUGCUGUUGUGUAUGCCUGCUUGUGAAUGAACGUGACACUUUAUUACAAAGCAAUACAGAAGAAAAUACCAUUUCAUGUGUUAUAGAUUACAUUGACAGAGUUAUGAAUAAAGCAUUUUAUGUAGGAUGUAAUGGAAAUGGGUUAGUAAGUGGUUUAAAUCUUGUUUAGGAAGUUCAAUGGUAAAUUAAAGGAGGUAGACUGACUUUUGCAUAUACUGUGGAGCAUACUGUUGUCCCCUACUGACAAUGGCUCUGGAUAUCAAGAGUGAGAAAGAUAUGCAUUUGAAUCUUUAUCAUCACAGGUCAUCCUGUAAGGUAGCCUCUCCACCAUCAGAUCAGUUUAUCAUGACUAAGAUCUAUGUAGUUUGUUCUUAAAAAAAACUUAUUUUGUGUGCACUGAUUCAUGCUUUCCAUUGUGAGUUUUUGUAUUUAUUUAAUUUUUUAUUUAAUAUUUUCUGAUAUUGGAGUGUAAUGUACAAGGAAAAAACACUAAUAUGCAGUAGUAAAUGUACUGCAUUUACAAUAAGGGGUUUGGUGUCAAAGUGUCCAGUGGUGAAAUUUACCAAAUCAACUGUCUAUGUUGUGAAAAUGACUGAACUUAUAAAACAAAAUAAAGGUUUGUG
This is a messenger RNA of Xyrauchen texanus (razorback sucker), 2774 nucleotides long. RefSeq names its product ras-related protein Rab-3A-like. Bases 92 to 754 code for a protein of 220 amino acids. NCBI's taxonomy places the organism in Eukaryota, Metazoa, Chordata, Actinopteri, Cypriniformes, Catostomidae. The record is from RefSeq and is a predicted model, not a curated record. Gene Ontology annotation, cellular component: synaptic vesicle membrane; axon; endosome. Gene Ontology annotation, molecular function: GTPase activity; GTP binding. Gene Ontology annotation, biological process: axonogenesis; maintenance of presynaptic active zone structure; protein localization to plasma membrane. The transcript has 5 exons.